UGUGGCCGUGGAUACAGUAUCCAGCUCAAAUGCAGUACAUUUCGUUGCGUCUCUGGCUUUCCUCUUGACGCAUUCUACAUCCUCGUUUAGCCCCAAUACAGCAUAUUCCCCCGGUCCCACAAUGUCAGACUCUGAAGACGACUUCAUGUCCGAUAAAUUCCUCGUCGACGCCCCUCCGCCCGAACCGCUCAACUACUCUGCCCGCCGAGCCAAGGAGUCGCUCAAGUCACAGCGCUCGGGUCAGGCGAAGAACCAGCUAAAGCUGAAAGACUUGGAGGAGCAGCGGAGGAGAGAGGGGCUGGAGACUAGCUUGUUUGAACGGUUUGGGGAUGAUCGGGGGAAGGGUGGGGAUAAGGAGGAGGCGCGGGAGGCGGAGAAGGGAGGAAACAAGGCGAUGGAGAUGAUGAUGAAGAUGGGCUGGAAAGUGGGUCAAGGUUUGGGCAAGAAGCGGUCACCGUCGCCGCCUUUACAUCUUGCGUCUUCCUCCAGAGGCGGCAUAGGAAGCAAACGGCCACGUCUGGACGACGGACAGGAGGAGAACGAAAAUGGGCAUCAAGAGAGUCUGGAGAGAGAACGAGAACGAGAACCCACCCGUCCUCGAAACGAACCAAUCCGAAUCUCACUCUGGGCCCGGCGCAAAGGUCUGUCCGCCCGCUCCCCGUCCCCGCCGCCUCUACCACUCAACACGGCGAACCGGAACCCAGACGCUUUGGAUACUGCGAAAAUGGAGCAGCUCGGGCGGGCGACGGAGGGGUUCAGGGACCGGCAGAGGGUGGAGUGGGCAGAGAAGGAGAGGGAAAGAAAAGGCAAAAAGGCGAGGGAGUUGUUGGUGGAGAUGGAUCGGGAGAAGGGGGUCAAGUUCCAUCCAUUACACGUCCUCCCCCCCGAUCCGCUCGGCACGCUCCCCCGCCCAUUACUUAAACUCAUUUACCCUUCCCAACUGGACCUCUUCUCACCCUCGCCCUCGUUCUCACCCUCCCGACCUUUACCCAAGUUGUCCUCGUUUGGAAAGGAAGAAAACAUCUCUGCUGCGGAGAGAUUGAGAGAGCAGAUGAGGAGAGAUAUGUUGACUGACCUUGAUCUCGGUGCAGACCGCGGAGAAGAAGAGGAAGAAGGGGUGCUAAGAUUUGGUGUGGAAGAGAGUAGGGUUGAGCGGCUCCGGCGAGAAGGAGAAGGAGAGCAACACGAACACAAGGAAGAGGUGGAUUAUAAAGAUGUAGACUGGGAGGAGAUGGUGCCAGGGACAAAGCGGGUACUUUCCAUGGACCCCGCGACGUACCUAACAUUCACAGUCGACCAACUUCGACAUGAACAUCUCUUUUGUUUUUGGUGUGCGUACAAAUACAAGUCGUAUGAAGAGAUGGAGGGGCCUGGAGGAUGUCCGGGAGAGGAGGAAGAUGAUCACUGAGCAUUGGACUAUGAGUCAUUGCAAUGGUGUGGCGCCCUUCACUCUUUUUUUUCUUUUUUUUGGGGGGGUGAUCGAAGCGUAUAUCGGUCAAUGGUUGUAGCAGUACAUGUUAUAGCAUUUUUCCUUAGCAUCAUGGUCGUCUCCCAAUAAUCUCAUGCAGGG
Molecule: messenger RNA, 1570 nt
Organism: Cryptococcus deneoformans JEC21
Lineage: Eukaryota; Fungi; Basidiomycota; Tremellomycetes; Tremellales; Cryptococcaceae
Product: expressed protein
Exons: 3
Coding region: 122-1408 (428 amino acids)
Cellular component (GO): kinetochore
Molecular function (GO): nucleic acid binding
Source: RefSeq, a predicted model, not a curated record